This is a messenger RNA of Polypterus senegalus (gray bichir), 1683 nucleotides long. Its product is annotated as tripartite motif-containing protein 16-like. The record is from RefSeq and is a predicted model, not a curated record. Lineage: Eukaryota; Metazoa; Chordata; Cladistia; Polypteriformes; Polypteridae. The coding region runs from base 24 to 1637 and encodes 537 amino acids. The transcript has 5 exons. Gene Ontology annotation, molecular function: zinc ion binding; protein binding.
UCUACCUGACUCUCCUCAGACUGAUGAUGGCUGAAGCCCAGCUGUUUGUAUCACAGGACGAGUUCACCUGCUCGGUGUGUCUGGACACCCUGACUGACCCCGUCACCAUCCCCUGUGGUCACAAUUUCUGUCUGAAGUGCAUCACUGACUACUGGGAUCAGAGCCAAGUGCGCAGCUGUCCUCAGUGCAGACACACCUUCAUGCUGAGGCCUACUCUGCAAAGAAACACUCUGCUGAAUGAAGUCAUCAGGAAAUUAAAGAAGACGGCACUCAGUUCUCUGCCAUCUAAGAAUUAUGCUGGCCUUGGAGACGUGGAGUGUGAUGCCUGUACUGGGAAGAAGUUCAGAGCAGUGAAGUCCUGUCUAACCUGCUUGGCCUCCUACUGUGAGACUCACCUGCAGCCUCACUUUCAAAUAGCAGCCUGGAAGGGACACAAGCUGGUUGAUCCUGAUAGAAAUCUGAAGGAGAAACUCUGUGUGAAACAUCAGAAAAGUCUGGAGAUGUUUUGCAGAACCGACAAGACAUGCAUCUGCAUGAUGUGUGGAAUGACUGAACACAACAGUCAUGAAAAGGUUGAGCUGAAGACGGAAAGAGAAGGAAAACAGAAACAGCUGGUGGCAACACAGAGUGAAAUUAGGAAAAGACUUGAAGAGAAAGAGAAGAAACUGAAGGAGACGAGGAGGACAGUGGAGGAGAUGAAGAUCUCUGUGGAAAGAGUGAUGGGGGAACAUGAGAAGAUCUUCACUGAAAUGAUUCACUGCAUUGAGGAAGCCCACAAGAAACUGACCAAGAAGAUCAAAGAACAAGAAAAGAGAGAAAUGGAGAAGGGUAAAGGAGUCAUGGAGCAACUGGAGAAGGAGAUUGAGGAGCUGAAGAGGAGAGAAGCUGAGCUGAAGGAGCUUUCAGAGACCAAGGACCAUCUCCACUUCCUACAGACUUUCCCAUCUCGCUGUGUCCUUCCUGCUAUUGGAGACUCGCUCAGCUUCAUUGUCAGAGCUGAAUUGUCUUCAAUGGACCUGCUAAAGGAGCUGUCAUGUCUGAAAAAGAGUCUGGAGAAGAUCAGCCAGUGGGACAUCCCAAUAUGGACUCCAUCAGACUUCUGUCCCCUCACACUGGACAUCAACACGGCACACAGAGACCUUCAUCUGUCUGAAGGGAACAAAAAGGUGACACAUAAGGGGACAAAAGCCAAAUAUCCUGAUCAUCCUGACAGAUUUGACUGCUGGUCUCAAGUUCUAUGCAGAGAGGGUCUGACUGGGACUCGCUGUUACUGGGAGGUGGAGUGCAGUGGAGACCUCAUGAUGAUUGGAGUCGCAUAUAAAGGACUGAGCAGGAAAGGAAGGGGCAGGGAGUGCAGCCUUGGAAACAACAACAAGUCCUGGAGUUUGUUGAGUUCUCAUUCCCAGUACUCUGUGUGGCACAAUAACAAGGAGACUGAAAUCAGCGCCCCCUAUAGCCCCAGAAUAGGUGUGUAUCUAGACUGGUCUGCUGGCUCUCUGUCAUUUUAUAGCGUCUCACACACAAUGACCCUCCUGCACAGGUUCAACACCUCCUUCACUGAGCCCCUCUAUCCAGGGUUUUGGCUUGAUCCUGACUGCAGUGUAAAAAUCAGCCAUCUGACACCAUGUGAUCACUGACCAGUACCCUCCACCGGUCACUUGAUGUCCCCAGAAGCGCAGGUCC